This is a messenger RNA of Triplophysa dalaica, 7132 nucleotides long. It is a transcript of the gene sema6d, whose product is annotated as sema domain, transmembrane domain (TM), and cytoplasmic domain, (semaphorin) 6D, like. Gene Ontology annotation, molecular function: semaphorin receptor binding; chemorepellent activity. Lineage: Eukaryota; Metazoa; Chordata; Actinopteri; Cypriniformes; Nemacheilidae. The transcript has 19 exons. Gene Ontology annotation, biological process: axon guidance; negative regulation of axon extension involved in axon guidance; neural crest cell migration. The coding region runs from base 1904 to 5107 and encodes 1067 amino acids. The record is from RefSeq and is a predicted model, not a curated record.
GAUGGAUGGACUCGGGAUGGGUCGAGUUACACCAUUUGCCGUGCAUUAGUUUGUUUUCCCCGCUCAACACAUACACCUAGAGAAAGAGAGAGAGAGUGUUGACGCUGGGAGUUAUUGCGAUCCAAAAUCGUACCGAGAAUCACGCAUUCAGAUGAGGUGAGUUUGUUUUUCACUGCAAAUGCAACGUUACGAGCGUCACAAACUGUACAGACGAUAAAGAAGAAAGAAGCGAGGAGGAAAGAGAUCUGCGAAACAUCAGAGGAACUCAAGGUGCAGAGCAAAAAUAGAAGCGGACCUAUUUUUAUUCACCCUGUUGCCUGUUCACACUCAAAGCGGAUUGAAGCUUUUUAUAAGGCGCGCGCGCUUAAAGUUCUUCAUCGGUGGUGAUCUUUAUAGUGUUUUGGUUUGGUUUGGUCCAGUGACUGACUGGGGGAUGGUGGUAGUAGUAGUAGAGGAGAGGGAGGGUCUUGGUGCUAUUUGAUCGGCGAGCUUUUGAAGAUCACAAAGCUUUACCCCGAGCCCAAGGACGAGCUGGACGAGUCCCACGGGCUCGCGGGAUUGUUUUGCCUGUUUCGGAUCAAACAAACACAAGGGGAUGUUCAGUCUUUAUGGAUCCAGACGCACACAUGCGGUCUGAUAUGCAUUUGGAUUUAAUCGCCUGAAUACUUUGGACUAUAACGCGGAGAGUGUCGUAGUCUACAUGCCCGUUUGGAAAACAUUCAGAGGCGGAGGAGAUGAUACGGCGCUGUGAACGUGUGAUGAGACCCUCAAUGCUGCCGUGUUAAACCAGCGCGGGCUGUUGUUCACCUUCCUUAAUCCAUACAGAGAGCUGACGCAUGCAGUCCUGCGUGGAUCAAACAUGCUCUUGGGAAUAGAGAUUCAUUUGGAACUUCAUUACGUUGGGCACAUUUUUUGACCCUUCGCCUUGGACAUCCACAGAGUGUCCAAACAUUCAAGCUUUUAAUCUGUCAAUAUCAAACUCCACCGUCGCUAUUCUCAUCCUGCCUCGUCUCCUUUAUCUUUCUUUUCUCAUUUAUUUAGUCUUCCCGUUUGUAACUCUUGUCUCAUCUUUUUCCAGCCUCUCUUCACUGUUGAUCAUAUUGUGGUGAGACACAAGAGCAAAUCCAUCAUGGCAUCAUAAGAGUGUGGGUCACGUGUCUCUUAGAGCCGUGGAUUAUAUUUCACUUUGAGAUCUUCUGAUCAAUAGUGAAGUGAUCAGUCACAAACAUUAAUCCAUAACAGCUGUGUGUGUGUCUGUGUGUUACAGUUAGGCAGCAGGUGUGUCAAACUGCUAAUAGCAAAAAUGUCAAUAUUCGGGAAAGUCUCUCUCUCUCUCUCUCUCUCUCUCUCUCUCUCUCUCUGCUCUCGCUCUCUCUGCCAAUCUGUUUGUUGUCUUCAUGUAAAUUGUUUAUAUCCGUUCAGGCUUUUGCUGGCAUGAAUAAUUUGUAGCUUUAUAAAUAUUUGACUUGACACCGCUCAUUAAUAUGCACAGAUGAUGACCCCAACCGCAUCAUGCAGACAUCUGGAAAAUCCAUCUUCUCAUUUUCCGACAAACUUCUGACGCAGCAAACAUACUCGAGCACACUCACACAAGCCGCUUCAUAGUGAACGUGUGCAUUAGUGGCAAUGGCAGGAGCCAGCUGAUAGGAUUUCCGCUUUCCUGGUGUUGCAAAUGCGCGCUCUCCAUCCCCUCGCUGUCUGUUUUUUGACCUUUCUCGCACAGACAGAUUUUCAAUCACGGGUAUUGGCUGCCAAAGGCUCAAGCACACACACACACACACACAUUGAGAGUGAACCUGCGCAGAUGAUGUCAUGCAAAACAACACACAGUAAUGACAGAUAUAUAUGUUGACGUGUUUCAGGUAACAUCUAGAUCAGAAGGUGUGUGCCCUCUGUGCCAGCGAUGGGGUGGCGUGAACUGACCCUUGACCUCCUGCUGCUGCUGCUGCUGGUGUCACACAUGGAGGCUGUGAGCUUUCCAGAAGACAACAUCCCUCUAGACAUGGUGGACAGACACUAUACACAACAGUACCCGGUGUUCCGCGGACGCCCCUCUGCCAACGAAUCUCAGCACAGACUGGACUUUCAGCUGAUGACCCGGAUACACGAUACGCUCUUCAUCGCCAGCAGGGAUCAGGUUUAUCUAGUGAGUCUGAGAGAAUCCUACAGGAACGAGAUCAUCCCGUACAGGAAGCUGACGUGGCGCUCCGGACUGGCCGACAGAGAAACGUGCGCCAUGAAAGGAAAACACAGAGACGAGUGCCAUAAUUUCAUUAAAGUCCUGGUUCCGAGAAACGAUGAUCUGGUGUUCAUCUGCGGGACAAAUGGUUUCAACCCCAUGUGCCGUUACUACAGGUUGGACAACCUGGAGUUUGAUGGUGAGGAGAUCAGCGGCUUGGCCCGAUGCCCGUUUGACGCCAAGCAGACGAACGUUGCGCUGUUUGCCGAUGGCAAGCUGUACUCGGCUACGGUUGCUGACUUCCUGGCGAGCGACGCUGUCAUUUAUCGCAGUAUGGGAGAUGGUUCCGCCCUGCGCACCAUUAAAUACGACUCCAAGUGGUUAAAAGAGCCACAUUUCCUGCAUGCUGUGGAAUACGGAGAUUACGUCUACUUCUUCUACAGAGAAAUCGCAGCCGAACACAACAACUUGGGAAAAGCGGUUUACUCCAGAGUGGCUCGGAUCUGUAAAAAUGACAUGGGAGGGUCUCAACGGGUGCUAGAGAAACACUGGACAUCUUUCGUCAAGGCCCGUCUGAACUGUUCCGUUCCCGGAGAGUCGUUUUUCUACUUCGACGUUCUCCAGGCCAUCACGGAUAUCAUUGACAUUAACGGAGUGCCGUCCGUGGUUGGAGUAUUCACCACCCAGUUGAACAGUAUCCCAGGCUCGGCCGUGUGCGCCUUCUCCAUGGACGACAUCGAAAGUGUCUUCCGUGGCCGAUUCAAGGAGCAAAAGACGGCCGACUCGGUAUGGACUCCUUAUCCUGAGGAGAAGCUGCCGAAGCCCAGACCCGGGUGCUGCGCAGGACAGGCUCCAGCAGAGUUGUACAAAACCUCCAUUGAGUUUCCAGACGAGACCCUUCAGUUUAUCAAGUCACACCCGCUCAUGGACGGCUCGGUCCCCUCCAUCAGAGACGAACCGUGGUUCACCAAAACUAGAGUCAGGUACAGACUCACGGCACUCGCUGUCGACAACACUGCAGGACCCCAUAAGAACUACACCGUGGUGUUUAUUGGCUCGGAGGCAGGCAUCGUGCUAAAAGUUCUGGCCAAGACGUCCCUUCAGUCUCUAAAUGACAGCGUUCUGCUUGAGGAGAUUGACGUCUUCAACCAAGCCAAGUGUUUAUCCAGCAAUGAGGACGACCGGAGAAUUCUGUCUUUCCACCUGGAUAAAGACUCGCACACGCUGUACGUGGCCUUUUCCAGCUGUGUGGUCAGGAUUUCUCUGAGUCGCUGUGAGCGCCACACGUCCUGUCAAAAGUCCUGCAUUGCUUCAAGAGACCCAUACUGCGGGUGGACGUCUCAAGGAGCUUGUGAGCGCAUUUCUGCUGCUACAGAAAGUGGUUAUGAGCAAGAUGUUGAAUUCAGCAACACCGCACACCUCGGUGACUGUCAUGAAUUUUUGGCCACUACAUCAGCGCCAGAUUUCAAAUCUUAUGGCGACCCAACCUCUGACAUGGAGUUGGCGACCUCGUCAGUCAGUGUGCCCGCGACCUCUGAACCCAUACAAUCACCCCAAACCAUCCCCACUCAGAACACAAAAGUCCUUGGCUCACGGAAAUUUGUGCACCCCGAUGACCCAGCCACUUCACAUUCUGUUGAGCCUUUCCCAGGUGUGUGGGAAAUACAGGCAGGCGAAUCUAACCAGUUGGUCCACAUGAACAUCCUCAUCACCUGUGUGUUCGGUGCCUUCCUGUUGGGUGCAUUCAUCGCCGGUAUGGUCGUUUACUGCUAUAGGGAUGCCUUCCUGCGUGCUCCACGUAAGAUGCCAAAAGAUACAGAGUCAGCCCAGUCCUGCACUGAUUCCACUGGCAGCUUUGCCAAGCUCAACGGUCUGUUUGACAGUCCCGUCAAAGAGUACCAACCCAAUAUAGAUUCUCCCAAACUCUACACCAACCUGCUGAGCAAUGGGAGGGAACCGCCAACCACUGGAGACACCAAGACAAUGCUCCUGAGUGGACAGCCGCCGGAACUGGCAGCGCUGCCUACACCUGAGUCCACACCCGUGUUGCAACAGAAGAGCCUUCCGCCAAUAACGAACCAGUGGGAGAGAGCACACGGAAAGCUGAGCGGCUGCCGCAAAGAAGUGCCACCCAAAAGCCCACAAUACUACCCUUCCAGUCCACCCCCCCACUGUGCCAUUCCCAGCGCAGUGGUGCUUCCCAAUGCAACCCAUGAGAGCAGGGCCUCUUUCAGUAGCCCCGAAGGCCAUAGAGCUGAGAAAAAAGUCCAGAAUAGCGAUCAGCACGGGUCCAAAUCAGGACGCAAAGACCAGCGGCGGACCGUUGAUGCCAGGAACACUCUAAAUGACCUCUUGAAGCACCUGAAUGAGGGCAACCCCAAGGCUAUCAUGGUGGAGAUGCCCAUGUCCCGUCAGCACCUGAUGUUGGAACCCAUUGUGAGCUCGACAGAAAUUCCCCCCAAAGUCCCAAGCCGAGAGGCCUCGUUGUACUCUCCCUCUUCUUCAUUACCCAGACAUAGCCCGACCAAGAGGCUGGACGUGCCGACCACGCCGACUUCACCUACAAGUCAGAUGGGAACUCUUGAGAGACAGCGGUAUUACCGCAACUCUUCCCAGCGACACUCUAUAUCCUCACCACCCAAAGGGCUGCACUCACCAAGUGGGACAAUUGUGUCCCGACAGCCUAGCCUGAAUAGAGGCGGGUACAUGCCCCCUACCCCUACCCCUCCUACCAGACUAGACUCUCACGGGGUGCCAAUGGCUAUGACACCCUCCGUGUCCCGGCAAAACAGCUAUAGUGGUCACGGAUCUUUACCCCGAACCUCCAUUAAACGGACACCGUCGUUAAAGCCCGACGUUCCCCCAAAACCCAAUGGCUUUGCGCCGCAGACUGCACAAAUGAGGCCUGUGAACAAAUAUAGCUACUGAGAUGCUCGGUGGGAUUUUACUCCAUGAACGGACAGUGGAAGUAAAAGCGUUUGGCCUACAGAGCUAUGACAUGCCUGUCUCGGGUUUCCCUCAAAGGUAAAGGAAUGGCUAGUCAGACCUUCUGCUUCAAGUAGUUCGCUUAGUUCCCAAUGACACUGUGCCCUCACGGACAGGUGACGCAUUCUGAUCUUUAAGGCGGCAGGGACGCCUGAGGUCAUAGGCGAUCGGGCACCCUGUGCACUGUUCUCCCAGUCAAUGUGAAGUAUGAAAACACAGGAAACAUGGCUGUAUCUGUCAAACUGCUUGCGAAACAGGACGUUUCUUCAGAACACAGAUGGAAUGAAAGGGAUGUGUCGUGUGUUGUGUGUUUGAGUUUGACUAGUCUUUGGGGCUAACCAGUAUGCAUUCAUUGUCCAUGUUUGUUCAGUAAAUGGAGAGCAAGCUUGGGUGUAUUAACAUUUGAUGUUAAUUUAUAAUUUCUGCGUGCAAAAGAAAUGUCCAGGGCUACUACACCUGGGCAACGGAAUUCAAAACUCACAAGGGGCAAAGUGUCCUUCACAUUUGUGCUGCUAAGUGUAGACGAAAUGGCGAGAUGUUUGACAGACUCCAGAUCCAUGCAGCCGUUUGGCAGGUCAAGCGGUCUCAAGCUUUUAAACCCGUGGCCUCAGCACAGGAUCACGUCGGUCAAAUGUACAAGGUUCCCUUUGGUCACUGUUAGAUGCAGAAAAACGCACCAAAUCCUCUAGUGUCAUGAGGUCGUCGUUCAGCUCUGACAUGAAACAGAUUAUUGAUCGACCUCUCUGCUUUCUUAAUAUGACAGUCGUGCCUGUUGCCCCCAUGAAGUUCUGUCUAAUCAAUGAAAGACAAUAACCAGUUAUUAUUGAGGCUUAAACAAAAAAACAUUCUUUAUUCUCAACACUCCACCCUCGUUUCUAUUGAAUUUAGCAUUUGUCCAGGUGUUGAGCUUGUUUUCAUGAAUUAAAGCCUCAGUUUGAUCCAAAACAUAAACAGUAAUCAUACAAUCGCUGCAGUACCUACCAGUGUGUCCUGCAGAGUCGUGCUAGUGAGCGUUCUUGAACAAACUCACACUUAAAUAGUUGUGUCUUUACAGGGCAAUUUUACCAAGAUCAGUGUAUUUGUGUGCCUUAUUAAAGUCAUGAGCGGCUGGCUUGGUUUUGGACGUUUAAUCACAAAAGAUCUUUGAGCGAAGAAUGCAACCAAAUAUUGAAUAUCAGGGGGACCAAAGGUUAAAAAUAUUCUGUCAUUUCAAAAGCCACUCAUCUGUAUGUUUGGGUGGAGGGAACAUUUCACAGCUGUACAUUGGUGUUAUUUCAGCGAACUGGGCAUCUUUAGAGAGGGAAAUAAAUCAAACAAAGGUUCUAAUAAUAUAUCGCUACUUAUGCGUAUCUGGAAGGUGCUAAUUUGUGAUAAUGAGAUGCCAUGUAAUGAAUGUAUUAUGCUCCUAAAAUUUACAGCAGCUGAUUUUCAGCCUGCAUUAUUCCUCCACAUUUCACAGCAGUCGAAAUCACGAAGAUCAUCUAUGAUUAGUGACUCCCAGUUUGUUUUUCAUUAAGGAUUGAGGACUUUGGUAUAUUGAGAUGAAGCUUGCCCGUUUGUUUACAUGGUCUGUAUUGAAGCGGUUGAGCGGACUGAUGCUGAUGCUUCAUCACCUUCAUCAAACAUCAGAUUAAAUAAAGAAGGAAGUUGAUCUUGUCUCUGGUUCAAGUUGUCCUGUGUUGAGCUGCCAUGUAAAUUGCAAUAUGAACCUGCCAUGUGAGUUCAAGCCUUCACGUUCAAUUGAUAUUCUGUGUGUAAAGAAAGCAGGCCGGUCUACCAUUGAGUUUCGAUACUGUGCAAACAUUGACAGUUGGACAACAGCGUUUUCUUUUUUUUACAGAAUAUUUUAAUGUGUAGAUAUUGUAAAGCUGUACUGUGAAAGUGUAAAUAAUUACAGUCAUUGUUUAAGAAUAUUUUUGUUGACUUUUUUUUAACACGGCAUGUAUAGUUGAAAUAAAAUAUUACUGC